AUGUCUUCAGAGGGAAUAGGCGAGACGCUGGUGAUUCGGUUCGGCCUGAUAAAUGCCGAUAACAAAUAUCUGACAGCGGAGAUGUUUGGUUUUAAAAUCAACGCCUCCGCGAGCUCAAUGAAGAAGAAGCAGGUGUGGACGCUGGAGCAGUCCGGGGACCACGGAGACUCCAAUGCUGUGUUCAUCAAAAGCCACUUGGGUCGAUACCUCGCCUCCGACAAGGACGGCAAGGUGACCGCAGACAGCGAGCAGCCCGGCCCGGACUGUCGGUUCCUCGUGAUCGCCCACGACGACGGCCGGUGGUCCCUGCAGUCCGAGCCCCACGCGCGCUACCUGGGCGGGACCGAGGACCGGAUCGCGUGCUUUGCGCAAAGCAUCUCUCCUGCGGAGAAGUGGAACGUGCACCUGGCCGUGCACCCGCAGGUCAACGUGUACAGCAUCGCGCGCAAACGGUACGCGCACCUGUGCGCCGAUAGGAAUGAGCUCGCCGUAGACCGCGACGUGCCGUGGGGUGUGGACUCGCUGCUCACACUCGUGUAUCUGGACCACCGCUAUCACCUGCAGACCGCUGACAACCGCUUCCUCUCGUGCGGCGGAACCCUGACAGCCAAACCAGACCGGGACACCGGCUUCACGCUGGAAUUCCGCGCGGGUAAGGUGGCUUUCCGAGACGCCACGGGAAAAUACAUCGCGCCUACGGGCCCCACCGGGACCAUGAAGUCGGGCAGGAGCGCGCGUGUUGGCAAAGAUGAGUUGUUUGUCCUCGAGCAAAGUCACGGGCAAGUGGUGCUCACCGCCAGCAAUGACAGAAACAUCUCCAUGCGCCAGGGAGUUGAUUUAUCAGCCAAUCAGGAUGAGGAGUCUGAUCAGGAGGUGUUUCAGAUGGAGAUGGACAGAGAGAGCAAGCGCUGUGCCUUCAGGUCUUUCAAUGGGAGAUACUGGAGUCUCACCUCGAGUGGAGCCAUCCAGUGCUCUGCUUUAACCAAAUCUCCCAGUUGUUUCUUCGACCUGGAGUGGAAGGGCUCAAAAGUGGCACUGAAGGCCAGCAAUGGCAAAUAUCUGGCAGCCAAGAAGAACGGACAGCUGGCAGCCGCGGUGGACUCUGCAGGCGAGCAGGAGGAGUUUGUGUUGAAGCUCAUCAACAGGCCGCUGAUUGUGUUGCGCGGUGAACAUGGCUUUAUUGGCUGCCGCAAACAAGGAACCGGUACACUCGAUUCCAACCGAUCUUCCUAUGAUGUCUUCCAGUUAGAGUACAACAACAAUGCAUACAGCCUCAGAGACUCCGUGGGGAAGUACUGGACGGUGGAGUCAGACGGCUCUGUGAUCAGCAGUGGUGCGGCUCCUGUCUAUUUCCACUUUGAGUUCUGCGAUUUUAACAAAGUGGCUAUUAAGACGAAGGAGGGCAAAUAUCUUAAGGGAGACCACGCUGGAGUGCUGAAAGCCAGCGCUCAGGGGAUUGCUGAUGCCACAUUGUGGGAAUACUGAGAAACAUUUAUGAAGCCACACAGACAAACAAAUGUGUGCUCCUUUCAAUAUUCCAACUAAACACAUCCUCUAUAGCACAAGCAGACAGUCGUCAUAUCACACAACACAAUUACAUUACAUCUCAACAUAAGUCUUCAAGGCACAAAAACACAUUUGAAUGUAAAAGUACAAACAAAUGCACAAACGAUUUGUCUUUGGUUUAAAGGGGUAGUUCACUCAGAAAUCUACAUUCUGUUUUUAUUUUUUUUUCAAACUUGAGAAUCACAAAUCAAGAUAUGUUUACUUUUAUGGAGCCAGAUCAGUCUCAAAAAUAAUACGUUUGCAAAAUACAAUUCAUACACAAUUCACAUUUACAACAUGUAAUUUGUAAAUUUAAAAGGCAAUUCUUUAAUACACAAUUCCAAUUCAUAAAUUUAAAACACGACUCGUAAAUACACAAAUCCAAUUAAUAAAUUCAAAACAAGAUUCGUAA
Messenger RNA from Danio rerio (zebrafish), 1957 nucleotides. Lineage: Eukaryota; Metazoa; Chordata; Actinopteri; Cypriniformes; Danionidae. The record is from RefSeq and is a predicted model, not a curated record.